AUGGCGGACUUGCAGAUGGUUGGCCAGUUCUCUACUCUGUCGGAUCUGGGGCGCAUGCUCCGGGAGAAGCUCAUAUCCGCGGACGCUUUCAAGGAGUUCGUCAGCUACAGUCGCUGCGCGUCGUACCCGUCGGUGGAGCAGUUCGAAGCUGAGAGGGAGGAUGUGGAAGCUGCUUGGCCAGCGUUUGCGGGAGACAUGGCAUUGAGUCGUCUGCCAGCGUUUUUUUGGAAGGCUCGAGGUGCGGAUGCUGGCGCUGCAGAGUGGGCAGACGAGUACGAGAAGCGAUUGCAGCACUGCCUGUCCCGCAUGAACCAUCACGUGCACCCCAAGUGCGAGCGGACGGGUGAGAGGCGGCCGCUGCGGUCGUGUAUGCCUAAAGGUAAGAGCGGGUGCAAGGCCGAUUUUCCGCUGGAGAACCAGAUGUGCAGGCAGCCGGCGAACGAUCUGCAAGCGGCCAUGGCGUUGGCGGCAGGCUACUUUGGCGGGUACUCGUCGAAGAUGCAGGACAUUGGGCAGAAGGAGAUUCAGAGGCUGAGCGCGACGUUGGAGAGAAAGGUGGCUUCCGAUGGAGCCCGCUCAACGAACCGAACGGCGGCGCAGGAGUUCCAGCACUAUUCUCGGCGCCUCGUCCGGGAUUUGGAGUGCAAGGGCAUUGUGCGAACUUCUCUGGAGUCCUGCCUGUUGUCGCUGCACGCGGACCACCCAGACGCGCUGAUGGCGGAGUGCAUUCGGACGUUCCCCACGGUGCGGUUUCCAGCCGUGGACCUGCUGAAGCGCGAGGAGAUCGAAACGGGGAAAGUAGUAGGCAGAGCAGUCGCGUCGGGCAUGCGGCCGGGAGGGGGGAACUUGAACUUCAUGUACACGGAGGCUCCGUUUGCGCUAAUGUACGGGUUUCGGGGCACGUCUCACAAUGUGGAUGUAUUGAGCCCGUGCGAGAUGUUAUUGCACUGGUCCAUGGAAAAGAUCCACCCCCCUCUGGGCCAGCAAGAGGUGUAUCGAGCAGUGAUGACAGAUGCGGGGCGUCGGUUUGCGAAAGAGUGCCGGGACGGAGGGAUCCGGUGCAACUACAAGAGCGGGGACCACUUCGUGGCGGUGGAGGCGCCCGGGAGGAUCUUGCUGCCAGAUGUCCCAGAGCUGCGGGGGCUUCGGCACGCGUGGUGUUGGGAGCGGAGGCACCGUCUGCACCUGCCCACGUGGACGUUUGCCCCGACGCCUGGCACUUCGCUCUCGCAGGAGGAGAACGCGCGUCGGCUGAGCGUGUACAUGCGCCCGUGGUGCUUGACAGAAGUGGACGCGAAAUGGUGGAACCCAAUACUGUCUGAUCUUGGGAAGUGCAUCGCCGUCGACGGGGAGGACGUCCCGGCGUGGCUGGACAUGCUGAACAGGCAAGGAAGUACGGAGGCAGCAGAGACGCCACGGGGAGAGUGCACGGGGUCGGAUGUUGCAGUGAAACGUCGCCGGUUUACAACGAAGGGGCCCCCUGCGGAGGUCGUGGAGUCGGAGACGUACUAUUCGUAUCGAUCCUCGUGGGAGAAGUACUUGGACGGGUACGUCGUGUCGAAGACGAGCCAGCGGUACAUCGUGAACUUGUUGGCCGCAGCGUGCACAGUCGCCAGGGAGGAGCACAUCGACUCGUCUGACGGGAGUUCCGAGGAGUCGUGGAAGAACGAGGACACGCGGGCAGGGUCGAUGGAUGUUGUGCACAAGGCGCUGAAUGGGAUGGCGCGGUUGGAUGCGACCGAACAGUCGACGGGUUUCGGCCGCCACGCAGACAUCAUCAACAUGGGCCGGGCGCUCUGGCAGACGCCACCUCUGGGAGAACGCGUCGCGCAGCGCAUCGUGGAGGUGGAGUUUGACAGCCGCGGGUAUCCUGCUAGCGAAGAGCUGCGGAAGGCGUUCGCGAAGAAGAAGAGCAUGGUGGAAGACAGACCAGCUCCGUACCGCGGAGUGACGAUGCCGUUCGCGAGUCUGUCCGUCGUGGACUACGGGCGCAGGAUGGACGAGUGGCUCGCGCAGCUGCAGAGGGAGGGCAUGGCGCCGGAGCCAGAGGACGUAGCCGUCAUCGAGGAGGUCAUGCGGCGGGUGCGGGUGGAGUUUGAACUCGAGAAAGAAGGGUGCGAGUUGCCGAAGGGGAGUUUGUCUCACACUGACGUGGACGUUCUCUUUGCUCGAAACCAGGCUGUACGGUGGUUGCUGAUAGAUGAGGUAGGCAUGGUGGCGGACACUCUGCUGGGCGCGUUGGACAAGCACCUGUCGGACGCGGCGCAGGUGAACCGGUAUCGCAGGCGUUCGGACAAGACCUACAGGCCAUUCGGCGGGUACAACGUUCUUGCCUUUGGGGACUUCUACCAAAUCCCGCCGAUCCCUGCUUCUGCCGCAGUGUUCUUGCCGCCGAAGGAUGGGAAGACAUCGCAGGAAAAAGCAGCUCUGGAGUUGUUCUGGAGCAGCGAUCCGCGCGUCGGUCUGACGCACUUCUGGGAGCUGGUCGUUCAGAGGAGAGUGACGGCGGAUCCGUGGUACAAUUCGGUGUUGCAAGAGGCGCGGGAGGGGCGCAUGUCAGAGGAGUCGUAUCAUUUCCUGAUGGGCAUGCCGACGGCGCACGCGGGGUGCUGGCCGUUUGCGGCCGGAUGCACGUGCCAGGAAGGCAGGUGCAAGACGCUGGACGCGGUGUGGGCGGACAUGAAGCUUCGCGGGGCGACCUGGCAAGCCAUGCGGGAGCUGGAGUGCGCAGAGUGCCAGUCUGAGCGUGAGAGGAGGAUCCGGCUCGUGCUGCCGGAGGACCAGCGCGUAGUGCAGGAGCCCUUCGUGUCAGCACCGUACAUGCACAAGAACAACGACCCGAAGUACCACGCUAUGCUGCUGAGGGCGGCAGAGUUCGCGAAGGCCCACGAGCUGCAUACCCUAUGGUUCACCGCUCAGGAUAAGCCGGACAACCCAGCGCAGAUUGCGAAGACACCGGGGAAGCUCAAGCAGGGUCUGGAGAAGUUGCUCAUGCUCCACGAUCAGAAAACGGCGGGGAUUCCAGGCGUUAACAUUCUGUAUGUGGGUAUGAAGGGCCGGACGACCGAAAAAGUGUGCAAGGCGAAGGACAUUGUGAUUCUCAAGCACAUGUCUUGCGAGUUGGUCGGGUGGGAGCUCCACCCCGCCGAUCGCGUUCGAGUGGCGGGGUCGGAGAGGUUCCUGAAUUACUUGCCCCGUUGCCUGUACCUCCGCGUGGACGGCGCGACAUGGAACGUGGAUCCGAAGUUGGGCCCUGCCGGCGCGUGCGGAAAUUCAGCGUCGGGGGCGAAGAUACGGCGCGCGGGUUUCACGUGGAUCCCGGACUUCGCCAGCACGGCGUUCAUGAUGCAGGGGGCGACCUUGGCGGCCGGGCUCGCCGACUGUGGAGACGUCCUGGAUCUGGUCGGCUCCUCCGAGGCGAUGACCGCGUACGUUAUUCUCUCGCGGCUGACGUCGGCAGAGGGUUUGCUAUUGCUGCGCGCUUUCGCACCUGAGCUUUUCCGACAAGGCGCCGCGGCGGGGCCCCGCUGCUUGUUGAAGUUGCUGCGCGCGCGGCAUGGGCCAGACGCAGCGACUGCAGGAGGGCCUGCAGGAGAGGCACAGGAGUACGGCAGAGCUGAGGCGACGGAGGAGUAUGCCACGAUGGUGGCUGCGCAGGAGGCUGGCAGGGAGCGGAGGAAGCAACGAGGUCCAACGUGGGCUUGCUGGUGCUGUCGCCUGGCGUUUCCAGCGGAGGGUUUCGGAGCAAAGCCGCGGCAUCGGGGAGACGUCGGGGAGAAGUGUCUGGGUUCGGGGCAUUGGCGCGAGUGCAAGGCGUGCGCGGACGCGUUGUGUGGCGAACGGGCAAAGGAUGCGGCGGCGACCUUCCUGCAGAAACAGUGCAUUUCGUGUCAGCAUCUACAGAUUAUAGCGCUGUUCGAGGAAGGGAGUGACGAGUGCAACGCGUGCGUGCUUGCCGGCAGCUACGAGGUGUACGUCUGCGCCAAGUGCGGGGAGUACGUGUCAGGCGUGCACGCGUUCAGGAUGCCAGGGGCAGAAGUGGCGCAUUGUUGUUCCAAGUGUUGCAGAGACCAGUGCGUCUUCGAAUGCACUGUGUGCGGCACGGAGAAGCCAGUGAUCAGUUUCCGAGGCCAGCCUCGCCAAGUUCGCAGACAGGCCAUCCGUCGGUGCGCGGAGUGCGAAGUGUGCGUCGUCUGCAAGGAAAGGGUCGAGGAUUACAGGAAAUUCGUCUGCAAUGGGCGGGUGUGCGCGAUGUGCGCACCUGUGAAGUGCGAGGUGUGCGAGAGGACGCUGGCGAAGGACAGCUUUCCGCGGUGCGGGCGGACGCAACAGAGGGGUGCUGAGCGGCAUGUCCGGCGGUGCCUGGAAUGCCACGAGUGUCCCGAGUGCAGGCAGGUGCUGGACAAGCAGUGCUUCUCGAAGGCCGAGAAGGUUUGCCGAGAGUGUAGCGCGCGUCUAACGUGCGAGGUGUGCGAGAGGAUGCUGCCGAAGGGCUCCUUUCCGAAUGGCGGGCGGCAGCGGCAGCGGGGAGCUGAACGGCCUGUGAGGAGGUGCUUGGAAUGCCACAAGUGUUCAGAAUGCAAGCAGGUCUUAGACAGGAAGUGCUUCACGAAGGCCGAGAAGGCGUGCAUGCAGUGCGGCGCGGCAGCAGAGAAGUGCGAGGUGUGCGAGAGGAUGCUGCCGAAGGUCUCCUUUCCGGAUGGCGGGCGGCAGCGGCAGCGGGGAGCUGAACGGCCUGUGAGGAGGUGCUUGGAAUGCCACAAGUGUUCAGAAUGCGAGCAGGUCUUGGACAGGCAGUGCUUCACGAAGGCCGAGAAGGCGUGCAUACAGUGCGGCGCGGCAGCAAAGAAGUGCGAGGUGUGCGAGAGGAUGCUGCCGAAGGUCUCCUUUCCGGAUGGCGGGCGGCAGCGGCAGCGGGGAGCUGAACGGCCUGUGAGGAGGUGCUUGGAAUGCCACAAGUGUUCAGAAUGCGAGCAGGUCUUAGACAGGCAGUGCUUCACGAAGGCCGAGAAGGCGUGCAGACAGUGCGGCGCGCUGGCGACUUGCCCGUCGUGUGGGGCGACGAAGAGCCCGACAGAGUUCGACGCGGAGGUGUUGCGGCAUGCGCGGAGACACGGCCGGGGCGCAGUAUGCCGAGCCUGCAAGAGCUCCACGGGGCCCGCUGCGCGGAAGAAGGUGAAAGCAAUGUAA
This is a messenger RNA of Prorocentrum cordatum, 5190 nucleotides long. The record is from the annotation of a GenBank genome assembly. NCBI's taxonomy places the organism in Eukaryota, Dinophyceae, Prorocentrales, Prorocentraceae.